Messenger RNA from Parasteatoda tepidariorum (common house spider), 1290 nucleotides. RefSeq names its product junctional adhesion molecule 2A. The record is from RefSeq and is a predicted model, not a curated record. Lineage: Eukaryota; Metazoa; Arthropoda; Arachnida; Araneae; Theridiidae.
UGAGGCAGAUGAUUUCCGAAGUACUUCAUGAGAGCACUGUUCUGUAGUUUUGAGAGAUUUAGUUCAGCACGAGUUUCAGUUGUUGCGCUUGGGAUAUUUAAUUUGAUUAAGUUCUGCCCAUAUAUUUUCCGGUCGCCUGACUAUUGUAGGCAGAAUUAUGGAACUGCUUUAAAAAGAAAACAAAGAUAUAAAAUAGAUGCAUCUUUUACAAACCAUCCAAUUACUCUCCAAACCAGUCACUGAUCUCUAACUUCAUCCAUGAUAUACGAAGCCAUUUUCUUCAUGAGUAUUCUUCCCAUUAUAAGUCUCAGUAUCAAAAUAACGAAAUUUGAAGUUCCCUCAUUGGUCAUUCCUGGCGAUUCAGCCGUUCUCACUUGCUUCUACGAUCUAGGGAGAGAGAAACUCUACUCUGUUAAGUGGUACAAGGACAAGGUGGAAUUCUUCCGAUUCUUUCCCAGCCUCACACCACAAUACAUGGCCUUUCCAGUCCCCGGAAUAGACAUCGAUCUAUCAAAAUUAUCGCCAAAUACUGUACAGUUGAGAAAUCUAUCAUUGAAAAGUGAAGGACAAUACACUUGCCAAGUAUCAGCUGACGAGCCUUACUUUGGAUGUGUUCAAGUCCACAGAGAUGUGGUUGUAUACAUUCCACCAGAAUCUUCCCCUCGAAUUUCUGGUGAAUUAACUGAAUAUGGUGAUAAUCUCACUCUUCAUUGCUCAUCUGCGAAAUCAAAACCAGCUGCCAACUUAAGUUGGUACGUCAAUGACAUUUUGAUGGAUUCUGAGUUAAUAGGUCACGCACAAGUUAUACGCCACCCAGAUCAGCUGGAGUCAUCAUCUUCAUCCAUCAAUAUACCAUUAACAUCACAGCAUCUGCCUCCAGGAGACAUACGAUUAACUUGUACUGCCUCGAUUGCUGAUGUUGUUACCUCAGUGAGUGAAGAACUCCUCAUCAGUAGACCUGUGCCAGACAUAGUCUUGGAAUUGAGAAACGGAAUAAAAACUUUACAUUCAGAUAUAUGUGUGGUACUUUUAUUUGUAUUGCCCACUAUAAUGAAGUCACUUAGUGAUUUUAGAUGGUUAUAUAUUAUAGCAAGAAGGCUAAUUUGUCAAUCUCAUGACCAACAGAAAGGGGAGAUGAGUCCCAGCGUCUACAAUAUUUCCUCUAUUCACAUCUACAUAGGAAAAGUUUCCAGUUUAUUGCACUCCUCAAUUUGUGACCCUAGGCCAGUUGAAUACGAUACUCUCAUGUGGCAGCGCCAUAAAGCUGAUAAUUUAUCAAUGCCCAGAUAA